CUCUCUCUCUUAGUUAACUCACCCUUCCACAGUCAUAUCCGAAACUCUCGUUUCUCCUUAACCUUCAUAAUCGUACCCUGUUGUUUCAUAUAUCCAAUUCUACUUCCAAAGUUUCUCGCUGUCUCCAUUCCAAAUUCACUCUUUCUAAUUAACCAUUUUUUUUCUUUCUAAUCCUUGUUUCUGUUCCAUAUAUCAAUGCAUUUUCUCCAUUAUCGGUUCAUUGAUCACAAAUUUCAGCCUUGGAAGCUUCAACAUAGCAAAUAAUUCAAAAGACAUGGAUAAUUCUCAAGAUCAACCACUCCCUCCAGGUGUUCCUUCGUGGCCAAAUUACGCCUUUGCCACUCCCAGUGCCCCCUACAACUUUCAACAAGGAACCCUUUCUCACUAUGGUUUUUCUUCCAAUGCUAAACCAACUGAACAACACGAAGAAAACAAGUCCUUCAAUUCUAACCAUGUUGAGAUCACUGCAGUAGAUGGUGCCACAGUGAGUGCUUCCAAUUACUAUGGAGCACAGUUAACUGGCUCGCGCGACGAUAUCGUUGUUGCUGCUCAGGAUGCCGUGCUGCGUGAACAAGAAAUUGCCAUGCAAAAUGUCAUUAGGAGUCAAAGAGAGGGAAGAACUGUGGAUUCACCUACCAAGGAUAAUUUAGAUUUGUUCUCGGAGCGUCGUGACCCCAAUGCUUUGAAGGAGCAUCUGUUGAAAAUGGCCACAGAGCAUAGGGCUGAAAUGGCUGUGAAGCGUGGGAAAGCUGCACGUGCAGAAGGUAACACAGAAAUAGGUAAUGGAUAUGGUGUACCUGGUGGAGGUGCCUAUUAUGAUGCUCCAACCCUUAAGACUACUGCAGUAGGUAGCAAUGCUUUCAGUCAGCCUGAAUCUAUUCUUGAUAGAUGUUCAGAACAAAAACCUCCAGCUAAAGAAUUGCCUGAGUACCUCAAGCAGAGGUUGAGAGCUAGGGGUAUUCUUAAAGAUGAUACAUGUACCACAGAUCUUAAAGGCACAGCAACUGAAGUUACAGAAAAUAAAAAGUUGCCUCCAGGAUGGGUGGAGGCAAAAGAUCCUGGAAGUGGGGCAUGUUAUUAUUAUAAUGAAAGUACUGGGAAGAGUCAAUGGGAAAAACCUCAAGAAUCAUACUUAACUGAGCAAUCACCAUCAUCUUCGCAUCUUCCAGAAAAUUGGGUGGAGGCAAUGGAUGAAACAACAGGUCAUAAGUAUUAUUACAAUACAAAAACUCAUGUAUCACAAUGGGAGCGUCCUAAUUUAGUUCAGGAAGUUGUUUCAAAUCACUCAGACUUGUCUGCUGGUGGUGGGUAUGAUCAAUCAUCUAAUUUUCCGCAGUGCAUGGGAUGCGGUGGUUGGGGUGUUGGCCUUGUUCAAGCAUGGGGUUACUGCAAUCAUUGCACAAGAGUUCUGAAUCUUCCACAAUGUCAAUAUUUGUCCUCAAGUUUGAAUAAUCAGCAAAGCAGUGCUGCACAUCCCUGUGAAAGUUUGGAUAAAAAGACUAGCAAACAGAGGUCCAGUUCGAAACCUCCAUUUGAUAAGGGAGGUAGAAAAGGGGGCAAGAAACGUACUUAUGCAGAGGAUGAUGAGUUGGAUCCCAUGGAUCCUAGCUCCUAUUCUGAUGCUCCUCGUGGUGGAUGGGUUGUGGGUCUGAAAGGUGUGCAGCCACGAGCAGCUGACACAACAGCAACAGGUCCUCUCUUUCAACAACGACCAUAUCCAUCACCUGGAGCUGUUUUGCGAAAGAAUGCUGAAAUUGCUUCUCAGAAGAAGAAACCAAAUUCAAAUUUUACUCCCAUAUCCAAAAGGGGUGAUGGAAGUGAUGGGCUUGGUGAUGCAGACUAGGACCAUCUUAUCGACAUACAUGAGCACACCUGUCUUGCUAUUUUAUGCCAAGUGGAUGAAAUGUAUCAGAUACAUUUUAGUCUAUUAUUAUCCAUGAGAUCAGGACGCAUUUCAUUGGCAAAACCAUCUGUGUUGUACAUUAAUAUUGUGUGACUUACUGCUAGUACUGGACAAUUUGCAUCACUUAAAUGCUAUAACCAAACGACUGGACAGAAGCCAUAGUUAUACGCAUGACUGGAGUGGAUAUAUUUGAUGCAUUCUGACAGGUGAUGAUAAAAGUUGCACUUGGCUUGGUAGGCAUUCAUGAGCAGAAACAUAUGAUUUUUCACAAUUUGAAAAUUCUAGAAACUAAAGAUUGGGCGAAAAAGGAAAUUCUAAGCCUUCCAGCGUUGUCCGUGCUCUUUCAUUUUGUUCUUAUAAUUAUAAAUGUUUUUCAUUAUGGUACUGUGGGAUUUUAUGAUGGGAGAUAUAUGUAGUCCGGAUCUUUUUCGCUUUCUUUUAGUACCUGUGUACCCUAUUUUCUCUAGGAACUUGGAGCAUUUGGUUUAGAGUAUCAGAUUUCAUGUGGUGUUUUAUUUAUAAAAGAAUGUUAUACAUCAGUUUUGUGGGAAUAAUAGCCCUUUCAUGAGAUUAUGCGAACUUGA
Molecule: messenger RNA, 2487 nt
Organism: Glycine soja
Lineage: Eukaryota; Viridiplantae; Streptophyta; Magnoliopsida; Fabales; Fabaceae
Exons: 13
Coding region: 275-1843 (522 amino acids)
Biological process (GO): alternative mRNA splicing, via spliceosome
Cellular component (GO): cytoplasm; nuclear body
Molecular function (GO): ribonucleoprotein complex binding; protein binding
Source: RefSeq, a predicted model, not a curated record